CAACACCCAAUCGAUAUUCGACAAAGACAACACGCGGAUGGUGACGGCAGCUACUGAAGGAUUGUGUACAAAUAACUAUCAAAACUUCACCCUUCACUGGUGUGAUGGAUUUAUCAGAGUGACUCUAGACGGAGUGAAAACCUUCAUAUCCUGGGACGAUCCGGCGCCCUUCCCCGUCAGGACCCUCGGUUUCAGAAUGCCUUAUACUGACGUCCACGCCCACAUUUUCUUCCCCCACAACCUCGUCGACCCUUACUUUCCCACCAGCGUCGAAACUGGCGUCAUUAGAACGAACGGACAUCACUGGACCGAGUACAAAAUAAUGCCCGACGCCUCACUAGUCACCAGCGUCAACUUUACCUUCGAGUGCAUGGCUGUGAAGGACUGCAAGGUGAUCUUUGCGCGCAGGAAUGACCACAGUCAGAAGUACCUUGUGUACAUCGGAGCUUACUCCAACACUCGCUCGAUAAUUGACGACAGUGCGCGCAAUGUGGUUGACAUACAAACUCCCGAUAUUGUGAGUGGUGUCGAAUUCCGAAAAUUCUGGAUACACCUAGACGGCAACACCAUCAACGUCGGAGCUGGAAACGACAACUCUCCUGCCAUCAUGUCGUACACGGACCCUAGCACGACCACCAGGACCUUCAGCCACAUAAGCAUAUCCACUUGCUGCAAUGACUAUGGUUACUGGAAGAUCCACUCGCACCCUCAGUUCCACGAAUACCCCAACGGAGCCUAUGUACUUCCGUGAAGUGGAUUUCGCUUGUCUCUAUCCACGCGAAGAGGAAAAAGUGCAGAGGAGAUAGAAUCGAAAGAUCAUUUAGGUUACCAUUAUGUGAUUUUUUUUUUGUUUUUUUGCUUAUUCUAAACUUUAAGAUGUAUAUGCCAUUGAUCUCAUGGAUUUCCCCUUUUAAAGGUUUCUGAAGAUCCUGGCAAUUUGAUAGGGGAAAAAUCAAAUUAAAUCAGAGGAAGUGAUUAAAUAUCUGUUGUAUUAUUAAAGUAGACGGUCAUAGUGUGUCUGAAUCUCAGGAAAGAAACAACUGGCAACUCACUCUAAACUGUGGAAGACUCCGAUUCGCCAAAUCUCCCUCUUUUUUAUCAAAUCUAUAUAAACUAACACUUAUUUUUUAUAUUUACGUAUGGUUUAU
Molecule: messenger RNA, 1148 nt
Organism: Penaeus monodon (black tiger shrimp)
Lineage: Eukaryota; Metazoa; Arthropoda; Malacostraca; Decapoda; Penaeidae
Exons: 5
Coding region: 38-751 (237 amino acids)
Source: RefSeq, a predicted model, not a curated record